UCUAUAAAUACUUGGACAGAGCUAUUUGCAUUCUCAUCAUCUCUGCACAUCUCUGUCUUUUCCCCUCUCCGUCAUCUCACGUACUCCAUCAGAAACAUCUCCAUUUCAAUUGAACUGCUUCCACUUCGCCUCUCUCUGGCUACAUGGCUUCCGUCGUGGCGGGGUUUCACGCGCUCGCGUUGGUUCUCUUUGUAUCGGUUUCUGCAAUGGCAGCUCCCCCCCUAAAGGUGGGAUACUACCUCCGUACUUGCCCGUUGGCAGAAAAUAUCAUCAAGCAAACCGUGUUCAACGCUGUCUCGAGGAACCCUGGGAUGGCGGCCGGUCUUGUUCGCCUGCAUUUUCACGACUGCUUCGUUAGGGGCUGUGAUGCUUCAGUGCUCUUGAAAUCAACCCCAGGAAACCCGGCGGAAAGAGAUCACCCCGCUAACAACCCUAGCCUCCGAGGGUUUGAAAUCAUCGACCAGGCCAAGGCCCGGCUCGAAGCCUUGUGCCCUGGGACAGUCUCGUGUGCCGACAUCGUCGCCUUUGCUGCCCGUGACAGUGCCCAAUUUGCCAGCCGCAACAGUGCCCUAUUCACUGGGGGCAUAAUCUACGACGUCCCUGCUGGCCGCCGCGACGGCCGUGUCUCUCGCCUCCCGGAAGUCACACAGAACCUCCCGCCGCCGAGCUUCAACGCCCAGCAGCUCAUUGCCAACUUCGCUAGGAAAGGGCUCUCGGUGGAUGAGAUGGUGACCCUCUCGGGAGCGCACUCGAUCGGAAUCUCGCACUGCUCUUCGUUCUCGAGCCGCCUCUACGCGUUCAACGCCACCCACGCCCAAGAUCCUACCUUGGACCGUGCGUACGCCGCUUUCCUGAAGACCAAGUGCCCGCCACCGAGCAACAAGACCCAACCGGACCCAACCGUGCCGCUCGAUAGCAUCACAGCCAACACUCUGGACAACAAGUACUACAUUCAGUUGCUGCAGCGCCGCGGCUUGUUGACUUCCGACGAGACGCUGUACACGAGUCCCUCGACUUCGGGGCUGGUCGUGAACAACACGAGGAAUGGCUAUACUUGGAGCUGGAAGUUCGCCAAGGCAAUGGUGAAGAUGGGCUCGAUCGAAGUGCUCACUGGUAAUCAAGGAGAGAUCAGGAAGGUGUGCAGUGUCGUGAACUAAGGACGUGCCGGAGAGUUUUUGAUUUUUCUUUUGCAGGAUGGAGAUUGGGGAAAGUGAUCUAUUUCGUCCUUAAUAUUUAUUCUUUGCUUGACUUUAUUUGUUUCGACGUGUCCCUUUUAAUUGUUACGUUAUUUUCAAUUAUGAAGGUCUUGCAAAGUUUCAUUUUCGAAUGUAAGUCUUUCUUUAUUUGGCAAAGAUAUGAUUGAAAUUCUGGCCAUGCAUGUGUUCAUC
Molecule: messenger RNA, 1388 nt
Organism: Eucalyptus grandis
Lineage: Eukaryota; Viridiplantae; Streptophyta; Magnoliopsida; Myrtales; Myrtaceae
Product: peroxidase 5
Exons: 2
Coding region: 144-1157 (337 amino acids)
Biological process (GO): response to oxidative stress; hydrogen peroxide catabolic process
Cellular component (GO): plant-type cell wall; plasmodesma
Molecular function (GO): heme binding; peroxidase activity
Source: RefSeq, a predicted model, not a curated record